CGGCACACAGCUCCCUGCCUGCAGGUGCUGAGGACAGCCCUGUGACUGUUGUGAUUUAGUGACAGUUUCACCAGCCCAGUUUAACUUUGCUCUUCUCCUUCCUCAUAAAGCUGUCCUCCUGCCUCAGCUUGGCAGAGAGAAAAAUGUGCACAAUCAGGGUUAACUUAAAUCUGAACUGAUCUCCACUCAUUUGGAAGUCUUCCCAACCAACUCACCACGACAGCAGAGAGUUGUGUGAGGCAAACUGGGGAGGGGAAAAAAGAAAAGCAUAGGAUGGACCUCUCAGGGAGAAAAGAAUCUAAGGAGACUCUGUUCACUUUUAUUUCUGCAGGAGAUAAUCCUUCACAAGGAGUUUGCCCUCCUGAGAAAAAGUCCCCGAAAGUAUGUGGUACCAAUUACCCUCUCAGCAUCGCCUUCAUUGUGGUGAAUGAGUUUUGCGAGCGCUUCUCCUACUAUGGCAUGAAAGCCGUUCUGACUUUGUAUUUCCUCUACUUCCUCCACUGGGAUGAGAAUACAUCCACCUCCGUCUACCAUGCCUUCUCAAGUCUGUGUUACUUUACACCUGUCAUUGGUGCCCUCAUGGCUGACUCUUGGCUGGGAAAAUACAAAACAAUCAUUUAUCUCUCCAUUGUUUACGUUAUUGGGCACGUGAUCAAGUCCGUUGGGGCGAUACCGAGUGUGGGAAACCAAAUUGUUCAUGUGGUUCUGUCGAUGACUGGCCUGACUCUGAUUGCUCUUGGAACAGGAGGUAUCAAGCCCUGUGUGGCGGCAUUUGGUGGAGACCAGUUUGAAGAGGAGCAUGGCCAGGAAAGAAGCAAGUUCUUCUCUGUCUUCUACCUGUCCAUUAAUGCAGGAAGUCUGAUCUCUACUUUCCUUACCCCUGUGCUGAGAGGUGAUGUGGAGUGCUUUGGUGGAGACUGCUAUGCCUUGGCUUUUGGUGUUCCUGCUGCUCUCAUGGUCAUCGCUCUCAUUGUGUUUAUUGCUGGAAAUGGAAUGUACAAAAAGACUCCACCAGAAGGAAAUAUCUUACUCGAAAUUUGCAAGUGCAUUGGGUUUGCUGUUACAAACCGGAUCAAAAAUCGAUCCCGGCACAUUCCUAAAAGGGAGCACUGGCUGGACUGGGCCUCAGAAAAAUACUCAAACCAACUGAUAACUGAAGUUAAAAUGGUGACACGGGUCCUGUUUCUCUUCAUACCACUGCCAAUGUUCUGGGCUCUCUUUGAUCAACAGGGUUCUAGGUGGACACUGCAAGCCACUAAAAUGAAUGCUGACUUUGGAGGAUUUGUCCUUCAACCUGACCAGAUGCAGUUCUUAAAUCCUCUCUUGAUCCUUGUCUUCAUCCCAGUUUUUGACUUCGGCCUGUACCCCUUGGUAAACCUGUGCAAAUUUAAUUUCACACCCAUUAAAAAGAUGGCAACUGGCAUGAUCCUUGCGGGCCUGGCAUUUGCAGUUGCAGCUGUUGUAGAACUCAGGAUAGAGGAAAAUGCUGUGCCAAAGCCAGUUUCAAAAGAAAGCUACAUUCAGGUCCUGAAUUUGGCAGACAGUGAUAUUGAAGUGGCAAUCCAAGAUUAUGACUUAUUUCGACAGCCGAUCAAACCAUUUCAGGAUCCUGCUGAGUACACCAAAUUGAUUCUGAGAGAUGGCCAACAAAACCUUCAUUUGAAGAUACAGUAUCAAGGAUCAUCUUUCAUGUUUAAUUCUACCGCCCACGAAAAGUCAGUGUACAGCUUAAUUGUCUACAAGGUGGAAAGAAGCCUAACAAGCCAUUUAAUUAAAGAUAUGGGGGGAAAGCCACCAGAAGGCAUGUCUGCUGUGAGAUUCAUUAAUUCUUUGGACCAGGAUGUCAACAUCACUCUUGGCAAUGAGGAUUUUGUCAGUAUUAACAAAAGUUAUGGUGUUUCAAGCUACAAGACCCUGGCAAGGGGAAGAUACAACAGUGUCAAAUGCAGAGUGAGAGCAGAAGAAUUCAUCCUGCACCUGGGCCUUCUUGAUUUUGGAGCUGCAUAUACAGUUGUUAUAACAAACACUUCUACAAAGUCCCUCCAAGCAUGGAAGACAGAAGACAUCUCAGCCAAUAAUGUCCAUAUUUCAUGGCAGAUUCCACAGUACCUGUUAAUAUCAGCUGGAGAAGUGAUGUUUUCCAUUACAGGCAUUGCCUUCUCUUACUCCCAGGCUCCUGCCAGCAUGAAGUCAGUGCUGCAGGCUGGCUGGCUGUUAACCGUGGCCUUUGGAAAUGCGAUUGUGCUUGUUGUUGCCCAGUCUGCACCAAUGGAACAGUGGCUCGAGUUUGUCCUCUUUGCUGCACUGCUCUUUAUCGUGUUUGUUAUUUUCUCCAUCAUGGGAUAUUUUUACACCAGCAUGGACCCAGAAGAACUCCUUGCCAGAGAGAACCAACAAGGGAUGUCAAACAGUAAAAAUAUGAUUGGGCUUGUUACCAAGAAAUCAGAGCUAUAAAGGCGGCUGUGGGCACUGGCAAGGGAUUUUGUGGCCUUUCUCUUUUAACAAGAUGUGGAGGAAAUGGAUUUAUUUUUCAUGAUGGCAUCUCACAAAAUAUAUUAUAUUCAGGGGAAAGGGCAAAAUAGGCUCUUUUAAAGUCGGCUGAAUAAAUGUAAACAAACUCCUUGGACAUGAAGCAUUAAAAAUAGAUGCAAAGCG
Molecule: messenger RNA, 2655 nt
Organism: Lacerta agilis (Sand lizard)
Lineage: Eukaryota; Metazoa; Chordata; Lepidosauria; Squamata; Lacertidae
Gene: SLC15A2
Product: solute carrier family 15 member 2
Exons: 22
Coding region: 274-2454 (726 amino acids)
Biological process (GO): oligopeptide transport; transmembrane transport
Cellular component (GO): membrane
Molecular function (GO): dipeptide transmembrane transporter activity
Source: RefSeq, a predicted model, not a curated record